AUGGGUGGUUCGAAUAGUAAAUUAAAUUUUCGUAAAGCAGUUAUUGAACUGACAUCAAAAAAAACAAAAGGUGAAGAGGAUGCAUUUUGGGAAGAACUUUGGGCAAAUAAUGUUAGCAAGGCUGCCGAUGUAUUUGUGUUGAUUCCAGCUGAAGAUGUUCGAAAUUUGCGUGAUAAUUUUCCAAAUAAUCUCGCGGCACUUUGUUAUAAAACUGUCGAUCGUCUCACUUUAGCUUGCGAUUCUCCAGCUAAUUUAAAUCCUAACAAAGUGUUGAACUGUAUUCGAUUACUGACUCGUGUACUUCCGUAUUUGUUCGAAGAUGCCGACUGGCGUGGAUUUUUUUGGAAUACACCUCCACCACAGAAUAAUUCUCAGUCUAUUAAUCAGCCGCUUGCGUACACUCUACUCUCAACACUUGCUGAUUUAUUAUUUUGUCCUGAUUUCACUGUGGCAUCACUCUCAAAUCGCCCAAGUUCAGAUGAUUUGGCUACGUUAGAUAGUUGUGAAUAUAUUUGGGAAGCAGGUGUCGGAUUCGCCACAAAAAUAAGUCAAAAUGCAGAUCAUGAUAGUCAUCGCAUGGAAAUUCUUAAACUUCUGUUAACAUGUUUUUCAGAAAUAAUUUACGCACCUGAAACAGAGGGAAAUCGAAUGCGUUGGAUCAGUUAUUUUACAUCUGCUAAGAAUAGACAUGUUUUACCGCUCUUUACAUCGUUAUUGAAUAUUGUUUGCUCUUACGAUCCUGUUGGUUAUGGAGUUCCAUAUAAUUAUUUGUUAUUUACUGAUACAAGAGAACCUCUUGUACAAACAGCUGUUCAAGUUUUAACUGUUUGUUUGGAUAUUGAAAGCCAAUCUACUGAUAAUAAUUCAGAUGAAGAAGAUUUUGAGUUUAUGUUAAAAGGUUUUACGCGAUUGCUUUCUAAUACUAUUUUGACAACAUAUUUACCUAAUUCUAUCAAAAAAAUUUCGUUCCAUCAAGAACUUUUGGUGUUGUUGUGGAAAUGCUGUGAAUAUAAUCAGAAAUUUAUGUUUUUCCUUCUGAAAACUGCUGAAGUGCUGGAAAUUUUAGUUCCAAUUUUGUAUCAUGCAUGCAGUGCUCGAUUCGAUCCAGCACGAGUCGGUUUAAUUCAUAUGGGUGUUUUCAUUAUAUUACUUCUUAGUGGUGAACGAAAUUUCGGUGUACGAUUGAAUAAACCAUAUAUUCCUCGUACAGUCAUUGAUAUUCAACCUUUUACUGGCACCUAUGCUGAUCUUUUGAUCAUUGUUUUUCACAAAUUGAUUACAACUGGCAAUUGUCGACUACAAAGUUUAUUCGAUUGCUUCUUGACUAUUAUUGUUAAUGUUUCACCUUAUUUGAAAACGUUAUCUAUGGUCGCUGCAAACAAAUUACUUCAUCUCGUCGAAGCAUUUUCGACACCGUGGUUCCUUUAUUCCACUCCUAAUAAUUAUCUCCUAAUUUUCUUCCUGCUUGAAGCGUUUAAUAAUAUAAUACAAUAUCAGUUCGAUGGAAACGCAAAUCUGGUGUAUACGAUUAUACGAAAACGACAAGUUUUUUAUCAGUUAUCUAAUUUGGCCACAGAUUCUGAGUCAAUUACAAAAGUUCUUUCUUCGCGAAAGAGUCGUUCAAAAAUUGACGUGGUCGAUUCGUUAAAAUCUUCUACAUCCGAUUCCAAGGAAAUUACUUCAAAGAGUGGAACAAUUAACACGACAUUGGCGGCUACACCGCAGGUUUUGGUAAUGACAGAAAAAGACGCGCAUAGCUCGAAUUUAGAGAAUAAAGGUGGUGAUGAUGAUAAUACAUGGUUACCGACCACCGAAUGGGUUGAAUCAUGGAAAAGCAAAUUGCCUUUGCAAACAAUCAUGAGACUUUUGCAAGUUUUAGUGCCACAGGUCGAGCAAAUCUGCAUCGACAAAGGUUUAACAGACGAAAGUGAGAUUUUAAAGUUCUUGCAACAUGGGACACUUGUUGGUCUUUUGCCUGUACCUCAUCCAAUCUUAAUCCGAAAAUAUCAGGCAAAUAAUGCUACAGAGCAGUGGUUUCAAACGUACCUUUGGGGAAUUAUAUAUUUAAGGUAUGAUUGCUUUUAUAUUUUUUGUUGA
Messenger RNA from Dracunculus medinensis (Guinea worm), 2097 nucleotides. Lineage: Eukaryota; Metazoa; Nematoda; Chromadorea; Rhabditida; Dracunculidae. The record is from the annotation of a GenBank genome assembly.